This is a messenger RNA of Saprolegnia parasitica CBS 223.65, 877 nucleotides long. RefSeq lists its product as hypothetical. Gene Ontology annotation, molecular function: 3-dehydroquinate dehydratase activity. NCBI's taxonomy places the organism in Eukaryota, Oomycota, Saprolegniomycetes, Saprolegniales, Saprolegniaceae. The coding region runs from base 1 to 795 and encodes 264 amino acids. The transcript has 5 exons. The record is from RefSeq and is a predicted model, not a curated record.
AUGAGGCAGGUGGUACGAGCGGCCACCCGGCACCUCGGCCCAUGGCGGCGUGCCUACGCGACGACGAAGAAGUCGGCGGACGACUACUUUCUGCCCAACCUCUUUGGCAGCGUCCACUCUACGACGGCGUUGCCUCCGAAUGCACCGGCACGUCGCGAAGGAGAGGAGGACCUGUAUGACAGCGACAUGGACCUCCUUGAUGCAGAGCUCUCCUCGCUCUUGGGCCCAUUGCCAGACAAGGAGGACGAUGCGGCUUACGAUCCUACGUCGCCACUGCGCGUCGAGCGGCCUCGCCCGCCCGCGCCUCCAUACGCUGCGCCGCAGCCAACGCAGUACACGGCUGCGCCACCAACGCCCAUGCAGGCAGCACCUCCGACGCUUGCCCGUAGCCCCUUAACGGUGGUUGGUGACGUGCAUAUCCUCAACGGUCCGUGCUCGCUCGUCCAUGGCAACGUUCUCGCAGGGACGCAGGUGUCGUGGCCACGCCUCGAGGCGCAACUGCGAACCUCCGCUCAGGGCGUCGCACUGACGUCGUCGCACACGAACGACGAAGGCGCCGUGAUCGACACGCUCUUGUCCAGCGCUGCAUCAACCACUAUCAUCCUCAACGCCGGUGGCCUGCUCGGCGCCGGUAUCCGACGCGCCGUCGAGCUCUCCCACGCCCGUGUCAUUUUGAUCAACCCGCUGGGGGCACCCGCGGCGUCGCCUAUACCUGCGGGUCUGCGCUACAUUAGCGGGUUUGGCGCCGUCGCGUACGAGCUCGCCCUUCUCGCCGCGACCAAGCACGACGCCUAGGACGCUCGCUCGCGGGCUCUUUUGAAGUAUGUGCGAGUAGAUACUAUAGUCGUACGAACGACUAGAAGGACAUGUUUUUGUG